Harpia harpyja (harpy eagle) is the source of this 8490-nucleotide messenger RNA. RefSeq names its product nectin cell adhesion molecule 1 (gene NECTIN1). The transcript is spliced from 6 exons. Bases 353 to 1900 code for a protein of 515 amino acids. The record is from RefSeq and is a predicted model, not a curated record. Lineage: Eukaryota; Metazoa; Chordata; Aves; Accipitriformes; Accipitridae. Gene Ontology annotation, biological process: heterophilic cell-cell adhesion; homophilic cell-cell adhesion; protein localization to cell junction. Gene Ontology annotation, cellular component: adherens junction.
CCCGCCGUUCUCACUCGCCCAGCUCUGCGGACGUGCUCGCUCCCGGAGGAAGGCACCCGCGCUGCCCCGGCGCCCGCAGCCGGCCGGAGCGCCCGGAGCCCGCGGAGAGGGGCCCCCGCGCCCCGCCGAGCCCCAGGGCCCCUGCGGAUGUGCGAAGCUCUCCUCCGGCGGCCCGUCCUCCCGCCGGCUUGCCUGCUGGGCGCACCGCCUCUUUGUCCUCCUGCACCUACAUUUUUUUUUAAUUUUUUUUUUUUUUUUUUAAGCAGACCUGAACAUCACCGGGGGCGGGGAGGGUGGGGGGCCCAGCGACGCUGCCAGACCGACCCUUGCCCAUUUCUCCUAAGGAACUCUCAUGGCUUCACAGCUGCAGACAAGUUGCCGUGCAUCUUGGUGGACUAUCGGAGUUUGCAUCCUGGCGGCCGCGCUCCUACCAGGGCUGCAAGCUCAGACUGUCUUAGUCAAUGACACAGUCUCGGGGUUUAUCGGGACAGAUGUGGUCCUGCACUGCAGCUUCACCAAUCCACUCCCCAAUGUGAAGAUCACACAGGUCACGUGGCAGAAAGCCACCAAUGGCUCCAAGCAGAAUGUGGCCAUCUAUAACCCUGCCAUGGGGGUCUCCAUCCUCUCUCCCUACAAAGAGCGAGUGACUUUCCGGAAUCCUUCCUUCAAAGAUGGCACCAUUCAGCUCUCUCGGCUAGAGCUGGAGGAUGAGGGAGUUUACAUCUGUGAGUUUGCUACCUUCCCAACUGGCAACCGGGAAAGUCAACUGAACCUCACUGUGCUGGCCAAGCCCACAAAUCGGAUGGAGGGCACCAAGCGGCCACUUAUUGCUAAGACUGGCAGGACAGAAAAGAUCUUGGUAGCUACCUGCACCUCCUCUAAUGGGAAGCCCCCCAGCACUGUCACCUGGGACACUAAGCUCAAAGGGGAAGCGGAGUUUCAGGAGAUCCGGAAUAGCAAUGGCACCAUCACAGUGAUCAGCCGAUACCGGCUGGUGCCGAGCCGGGAAGCCCACCGGCAGCAGCUAAUGUGCGUGGUCAAUUACCAGCUGGACCGCUUCACCGAUAGCAUGACCCUCAACGUGCAGUAUGAGCCAGAAGUCACUAUUGAGGGCUUUGAUGGCAACUGGUUUCUCAACCGGAAGGAUGUGAAGCUGAUAUGCAAAUCUGAUGCCAACCCCCCAGCUCACACCUAUGAAUGGAAGCUGCCAAACGGGACUCUGCCAGGGAGCGUGGAAAUCCAGAACAAUACCAUCUACUUUAAAGGGCCUGUCUCCUACAGCGUGGCUGGCACCUACAUCUGUGAGGCCUCCAACGCCAUUGGUACACGGUCGGGCUUGGUGGAAGUCAAUGUCACAGAAUUUCCCUACACCCCGUCUCCAAUCGAUGAUCGCAAAUCCAUGGUGCAGCCGAACAUCCCCACACCGGUGAUUGGGGGCAUAGUGGGAGGAGUCUCACUGGUCCUGGUGGUGGCCGUGGUGCUCUUUGUGGUACUCCGGCGUCGGCGUCACACCUUCAAGGGUGACUACAGCACAAAGAAGCACGUGUACGGCAAUGGCUACAGCAAGGCCGGCAUCCCGCAGCAUCACCCCCCCAUGGCCCAAAACCUCCAGUACCCUGACGACUCGGAUGACGAGAAGAAGCCGGGCCCACUGGGCGGCAGCACCUACGAAGACGAGGACGAGGAUGCGGGAGGUGAGCGCAAGCUGGGUGGCCCCAACAAAUACGAGGAGGAUGCUAAGCGGCCUUACUUCACAGUAGAUGAGGGGGAGGCGCACCCCGAACCUUACGAUGAAAGGACACUCGGCUUCCAGUAUGACCCUGAGCAGCUCGACAUAGCGGAGAACAUGGUCUCACAGAAUGACGGAUCUUUUAUUUCCAAAAAGGAGUGGUACGUGUAGCUCGGCACCCCACUGCUACACUCACACACACACACACACACACGCGCGCGAGUGAUGCCCUCCCACUCCCCCUGCAUCCCUGCCGAGCAGAGCCGAGUGGAGCCAAGCGUGCCGCAGCCGCUUGCACACACACUGCACGCACGCUCACCCCCCGCACACGCACGCACGCCCCCAGCCAGCCCCAGGCGCUCAGCAGAGACUUUGGACGCUUCCAGCACUGGCAGGAAGGGCGGGCUGGGGCGAGCGGGGAGGGAGGGCAGCUUUGCUUACAGAUCAUUUUGGGGGCGUAUGGGAGGUGGGAGGUUGGGUAAUUAUUUUCUUGGUUUUGGUUUUGCUUUUUAAUUUCUCUUGACGACUUUCGUCCCCUUCUGUGGUGUUUGUAUUGGUCGGUGGCUUAGGUGUUACUAUUUGCUUUAACGACUGUUGCCCAGCCUGUAUAUUACACUCUGUUUGUGUCUUCAUGUCUCAGAGUGCCCUUUGGCCCCACUUCCCUCCCCAAGGUUCCUCCUCCCACUUCCGCACCCCUGAAACACUGGAAUUUGUUUGUAUGUUGUCUUCUUUGUUUGUUUUUUUUUUUAACCUUGGGAGGGGGUCAAGUGGGCUGUCCGUAGAAGGACAGAGGCCAGGAAAGCUUAUGGCAAUGGAAACAUAGGUGCCAUUAUCAGGUGAACUGAUUUUUUUUUCCCUAAUCACUUUCUUUUCAGUGGGGUCUGGGUAGCAUUCCCAUUGCCCACUGCAGGCCUGGGGAGAUCCACUCCCAGUUUUUAAUGACUCAAUAAAAGGAAAAUGAGGAGAAAGGGGGGAGAAAAAGCCCUAGAACAAACACCAGGUGCAUGGGCUGAUAGCAGGGCAGGGAAACAGAGCUGCCAUUUUCCUCCUACAAUUUAUUAUUUCUUGGCUUUUCAUUUUCUGUCUUUGUUUGAGUGUUCUUUUAAAAGAAAGAAAAUGAGUAUUUAUUGCUGACUUUUUUCCCCCUGUGAUGGCUCAGAGAAAUGCUGGCUCUUUUUGUUCUUGUUGCUGUUGUUGUUGCUAGUACCAGCCACAGAGCAGUUAACUCUGGCACAACGAUUGUGCACGGCGUAUGGUGUCGUGCACACACCUUGCUGCCAUUGCCUGGGGAAGGGGACCAACCACUUUGCUUCUCCCACAAACUCACUGCCUUCAGCUCUGGUCUGCAGACCCUGGCAGGGCAAAUCUCCCAGGGUACCAUCCAGUGUCUUUGAGGGCUUCGAUACAGCAUCAGGCCCCUAGUUUUAUUGUACCACUAAGACUUAAUUGUCAUGUGUUUACACUUUUUUCUUUUGCGUGUGUCAGAGCAUGGGGGUGCUUCUCUCUAACUCUCCUAGCAACAACCCCAGCCCUUAGAUAUAUUGCUUAGUCUGCAUUGAUUGCCACUUUUUCAAUAUCACAUCCCUCUUCUAAGCAAAGGCUUGGUAGACAGGGCAGGAGUGAGUGAGCCUGGGGUAUUGAUCUUGUCCUCCUUCCCUUGAGCCACUGUGUUGUGAUGGGGAGGCUUGGAUUGCUGCUAUCUCUGCUCUGUGGAUAAAUGGGAUUCCAGACUUCAGGGCCCUCUGUCUGACACUGAUCAUAUCCAAAUUAGAUUCACUGGGUUGGGGCUUAUUUUUCUUCUUGUGGGUUGGUGGUUUGUUUGUUGUUUUUUUUUUUUUAAUUUGAUGUAUAAAUAAAUCUUUUGUUUGAAAAGAAAUCCCCAGUUUUCUGAGCUGUAUUAUCAUGCACAUCUAAAAAUAGCAGGACUAAUUCUCCUCCUGCCUUACCCGCUGGGUUUUGUUCCAUAGCAUCCAGUGGUUAUCCUGCUACAAAAGGGAGGGUGGCGAGUCAGACCCACGCAGAUGAGUCAAGGUCAGAUCUCUGAUCCAGGCAACCUCCAAUGCUUUCCUUUAACGUGUGGUGCUUGGUCCAGACAACGUGAAGCUCAGCCUGAGCCAUCCACAGUUUGUAGCUUGUUCUUACUGCCUUAGUGGUGUAGGGGAGUGGGAAAUCCAAUUGUUACACUCUAAUCUUUCUGCCGUUCCUGCCAGCCCUCCAGGCUUCCUGGCUUCUGGCAAAACAGCCAAAUGCCACAGGAAGGCUGCUUUAUAUCAACUCAAAGCAGGGCAGAGAUUCCCUUGGGAUCUCUCAGGCUGAACCUUAAAAAAUACGGCUAAACCUUCCCAAGUCCAUCCACUGCCACCGGGAGCACCCUGCUACCAAGCAAGCCCCCAAUAAAGAAAAUGAAAUCUCUAACAUCUCUCCGUAUCUCUGAUUACUAGUAGGGGCUGACUGUUAGGGGUGGUUGUAAACCUGCAGAGGGAAUGACUUCCAUCCAGUGCCUUGGGAUAACAGCAUACACAGGGCUUUAAUUCCCCGAAGUGUGAACCCUGUAAUCCGGAUCAGGACAGAGCAGCAUUGCUGAGCACUGUACCUUAGCCACAGCUUACUUUAAGGUAACAUGGGAUACACUGCAGAGCCUGCAGAGUUUGUGGUUCUCAACAAAGUCCAUCUCUCAGGUGAAUAAUCCUUUAGAUCUGAAUUUCACAACUAGGCUCUAAAAAGGGUUGUGACGACAUCUCCAACACCAAUCUCUGGGUGGUCCGUGGCCAAGCGCAGAGUGGAAAUCGGUGGCACAGACCCUCGUCUGCAAAUUUCCCCCAUGCAGAUACAUACUGUGGGGAGAUAGAUUUGGAAGAAAACAACCUUUUAUAAAAUCUGCAGGGUCCAGCAGCGAUUUUUUCAUGUUCUGCAUUAGUCACAGGCAGGGGCCACUGAUCUGAUCUGGCAAAUUCACAUUGCACUGACUCCACAGCACUGUGGGGCCCUAGCCCACAGUGAAGCUGUGUCCUGAAGACCAAAGGUACAAAGCCUUGCAGACGGGCCUGGGAGAGAACGGGACAGUACAACUGUUCCUGAGUUAAGGUAUGGCUUGCAGGAAAUAUGAACAAGGAGUCCUAAGAUACAUGCUUUGGUACUUAUUAGCCGUGCACUUAGAGGUGUCAUUUUUUGAGAUGUAGCCUCCUUGGCUUAUUCAUUGCCCGUUCACACACUGUCCACAUAGUUAGCUGAAUGGGGGCUCAAAAAACAGUGGGUCUCAGAGAAAGAAAAGGAGAUAGCACAGCAAUAUGGUAUUUCCAAGCUGGAGCCUAUAUACAAUUCCCUUUCUGCUACAUCACACUUUUUGCUCCCCAAUACUGCGCCAGCACAAGUCUAGGAAAGCGCUCAGCCACUUAGCUCAUCAGAGCAGUUCAGAAGAGGGGUCAAAUGAUUAUUUUUCAUCCAGAACCUGGGCAAGCCUGGAGUGGAAGAUCCUUAGACAGUAUUACCUGACACAGCAGUGAGGUACCCUGCAAGUUCAAGGUUCAGUAGUGCAUUCCUCUCAUGCUUGGGCCCUUCAGCAUUACUCCAUUGGUGCAAUUAUUCCCACAGCCAUAGAGAUAUGCCACCUCUAUGCAGUGAUUUGCUUCUUGCUGUCCCUUGCAAGGUCAGCUAAUUGGCCAAGAGAUUUUUGGGGUGGUAGUUAGCCAAGUGAUUAGCCAUUAAUCCAUAGCAAGGUAGAACAAAAAAGAAGCGGGGGGAAUCAGAUUGAUGUUUCAUCUGAGAGCCGUCUUGAUCCAGUAAUAGCUCCACUCCCUUCUCUGGGUUAAAUUGCUCUGAGGGGGCCCUUGAAGGUAAUUCGAUCAGGUUUUCCACCAGCAUCGGGGGAAAAUGGUACCUGUCUCUACCCAAAUGCAGGGGUGAGCUCAGUAGAGGUGCCAAAUUGAAGACCAUGUGCAUCCUGCUUCGUGGGAGGUUCUGCAGGGGAGUGAAGGUGCUGGCGACCGUGCAGUACUCACCCCGCAGGGGCAAUCUGCCUGGUGGCCCCAAGGGCCUCCUGGUGCCUGGGCUGUGAGGGGAGGCAGAGGGGCAAUCUGUUCUUUCCUCGGGGGACGGUGUCACUUGUCCCUUUGUACCUCAAUUUCUUGCAACGGGCCAGAUUCUGGCAGGCUGGAGUCAAGCUGCCAAUUUUAAGUGGUGAUGCACUUUUCACAGCUGCGCACAUGAGCUCGCAGGCUGGGCCACCUCUCCGAGGGACCCUCAGGCUGCCUCGAGUGAAAAAUCCCUUGCUUCUCUGUCCCCCUUUCAUCAGAGGUGCUAAGGAGGCAUAAAACGUCCCUGUGGGACCCGGCAAAGAGCAAGCUUCCAGUUGGGAGAUGGAAGCUGUUUGUUGUGGUCCCAGCUUUGCAGCCAGCAGCAGAAGAUGGGGUGGGAACCUCCUGGCUACCCCUCUGGUCAGAGUGGAGCGCAUCCCCAUCCUCUCUUAGUUCCCAACACCUGCUGUGGGCAGUGUUGGCCGCCUCUCUGCCUAGGUGCUAGGGAGCUGCUGCUCUCCAGGAAAUGCCCCAUUUAUGCUGAACCUGAACUGGUGUGUCCCAUUAGUUAUACCCAAGUUGGCUUUCUGCCUGGGAAGUGCCAUUGCACUGCUUGGGGACUGGGUAUCGGCAAAGUGCCGCGGAGGCACAGCCGGUUGCCGUACCUCCAUUUGAAGGGAUCAUUGUCCAGAUCCCUUUGCUGGGUUCUUGCCAGUGAACAGACAUAUCAGCAUGGUGCUUUUCCCUUCCCAAGCCCUGAUCCUGGAUGGCAACUUGAAGCAAAACUUGGGGUACCUCAAGGUUAAGAUGGGCUGAUGGAAAAGCUGAACAGGCAGAUGAGAGGGAGGUCAGUCUGCGCCCUGUGGUACAUUGCUCUGGGUCUUGCCACCAUCUCAGCAAAGAAAAUGCAGGUGAAUUUGGGCCGAGCACCCAGGUCCUUCCUUGCGUGUAAUCAGGGAGCUGUACUGAAGCAGACACAUCUGUGUCACAACCCAAACCGAGCCUGUAGUUUAUGUACAAAGACAACCCAGCUGUUUUCCUGCUGGGGCUUAUCUCUAGGAUUAUUCAUUGCAAUUCACCCUAGUAAUGUUAUUUUCCCUUAUUUAAUUACCAGAUUUUUUUUCCCCUGUUGUUAAAUCAUUUUCAUUCAGCCAGGGGAAAAAAAAUUAAAAAAAAACCCUGAAGAUUUCUUAGUAAAAAAAAUCAAACAAACUGAAAUGGUAGCACCAAAUUGAUUGCAAAGACAUAAGGGACAAAGGGAGCCAUUUUCCUGAUGUUGAGUCAAAAAAGAAACACAGCAACUGUUCAGCAGAAAUCACUGAGGGUUACAGAGAGAGAGAUUCAAAAGAUUGAUCUUCAAGCAAUUAGAGAAGGGAAUGCAAUUAGAACGGGAGGUGCUGCUCUCCUUGCUGGUUUUCUUUCCCAUACACAAGCACACACACACACGCGUGCACACACAGGUUUUUGGAGUUCGAGGCACUGGUCAUUAUGCUCAAGAGUGGAGGUGAAAACCCCAUUGCCCAGCUCAGCGCAGGAGUCAGGCGAAUGUGUCAUGCCUGCAGGCUGUACAAAGCUCGAAGGUUUCAUACCGUGGAAAUGGGGGGGGGUACCCCAGGCCCAUUUUGUUCAAAGAGGAAGAGCAGUGGGGCAGGUUGUAGCCUUUUGCCAGCAGGUUAAAAUUCACUGUAAGGUUCCCACGUUCACAACCGCUCCUUGUUGUAGCACCGACAUUUUCGGGUCUGUUUGCUCUUCUGGGCUGUGGGCAGCGGGCCCUGGUGGGGAGAGGAGACGCUGCCAGCAUCGUGUGCACUGAUGCCUGUUCUUUAUUCUGCGGGGCUUAUGAUAGCACUUUACCCUCCCCUAGCCUGCAGUUCCCCCCCCCUUUCCCUCCCCUUCGUAUUUGAUGCAAUUUGCUGUCAAUUCGAGCAACUCCUUGAGAGAGGGAGGGGAAAGUGCGAAGGUCUGGGGUCCAACUGCUGCCUCACCAUCGCUCCUAAAACUCACCGGCCUCUCCCCAGGGGCUGCUGCUCUGCAGCAGGGGGUAGGGAGGGCCAAGGGCUGGACCUGGCAGAGGGGCCAGGGCAGAGCACAGCCAGGGCUGAGGUGCCAGAGCGGGGGGUGCUGCCUUCUGCAAUGGGGCGAAAGGGAGGAGUCAGUCCACCAGCAAGGAAGGAAAGCCAAGCCUUAGCGAUGGGGGGUGAGUUUGUACUUCAGACCAGUGUGACUUUCCAUAUGUAAUUUACCUGGGGGUGAAUGUAACAAGCAUAUGGAGUCAGACCCUCUGCUAGCAUGAACUGGUAUUGGUGGAGGUACUCUCACUGAGGAUCUGUUUUUUCUUUUCUUUUGCCUCUUUUUUUUUUUAACCAUGAUUCCCUAACUCCAGUGAUUUUAUCUCUCUUUUUGUUCUUCCUCUUGCUGUAAUUAUCAUUGUGGAAUAAAGACUACAGACAGACAAACAAACAACCGCAACCCCACUUUUUUUUUUUGUAAUCUGUGUUGUAAGUGCUUUUGUAAAAAAUAAAAAAUAAAAAUAAUAAUAAUGUAAUGGACUUUUAUGAUUUUUGUUUGGGUUUUUUUGUUUUCCAUCCUUUGUAAUUUGUUUGGGUCCGGGGGGGGGCAUUUUCAUGGUUAUAAUUUGUGUGGACGGGGUGUUGCAUCACCCUUCCUUUUACUUGUAUAAAAACCAAUAGUGGCUCAGCUGUGGAAAAAAAAUGUACUUUUUUAUAAAUAAAGAAUUUUAAAAAAAGA